This is a messenger RNA of Brenthis ino (lesser marbled fritillary), 1227 nucleotides long. Lineage: Eukaryota; Metazoa; Arthropoda; Insecta; Lepidoptera; Nymphalidae. The record is from the annotation of a GenBank genome assembly.
AUGGCAAAAUUAGUAACUUUAAAGGAUAAAUUGCUCAACAAAUUGGAAGAAAAUGAACCAGAGCUAGCCACUUCACCAGAAGAAGAAUGUGUAAUUUGUGUAAACGCGAAAGCGACGAUGCAAACGUCGCCAUGCGGCCACCGGGUGGUAUGUCGAAGAUGUUUCGUGAAGACCAUUCAGAUGGCGGUAAGCCAACGUUUGCUCCCAUUGCGCUGUGUCAUCUGCCGAGCCAAAAUCCUCCGUCUGCGGCAGGCGCCGAGACUGGUUUCCAGUAAAAGUUGGCAGAUAACCAGUGGAAGUGGAAAGUCCUGGGGAGUGCCGGGGUCUGUGUCAUCAUACUCGGUAGGCGCCCGUUCAGUGCCUGCCUCCGCAUCUCUCUACUCAGUCACCAGCGGUGAAUCAUCCUUAUCUGGAGUGUCGUCUGUAUCAUCGAAUAGCGGAGGCAAUGUGAGCAACAAUGGCUGUUCUACAAAGCUGUGUGGUGGUGCUAAAUGUGGUGGGGCGUGUUUGGGAGCAGUGCCCAGAGUGCCCGCCGCGUCUGCUCCACCGAGACCACGGCAGCCCGCUUCGAACUCUUUGCGGCGAUCUCAGCAUCAUAGCAUGAAGGCAAGAUUGCAAGAUUAUCAAGUACAUAGCUACACAGGUGGACCAGCUGGGGAACCUUCGGGGAGACUUCCGCCUAUUCGAGAGUUUCAAAGAGAAUUUCGUGAAGGUCGGCGAGAAAGUGCUGCUGCUGCAUCAGCCUCAACUAGAAUAAGGUGCGCUCAGAAAAUCGUUACACAACUAGAAACAUCUCCACAGAAAAAUAAACAGCAUUUUUUCCGACCACUAAAACCUACAAACAAAGAUGACCCCCCAAAAUCAAGAGAUCAUAGCAAAGAGACUGAUAAGAAAAAGGAAAACCCCAAAACAAAAGUCAAGAAAGAAGAGAAAAAAAAGAAAGAGACCGAUGAAAAUUCAAAACAAGGAGACAAAAACAAAAAGGAUGAAAGUAAUGAUAACAAAAAGAAUGAAAUUGCAGAGAGAAAAAAAGAAGAAAAAUUAAGACUUAAAGCGGAAAAAGAAGCUAAGAAAGAAGCUAAACUGCAGGCGAAAGAAGAAGAAAGGCAAGCAAAAUUACUCGCUAAGGAAGAAGAGAGACAGGCCAAGUUACUUGCAAAAGAAGAAAAGAAGAAAGCCAAGAAAGAGGCGAAACUGGCAGCACAGGCCGAGAAAGAAAAAAGUAAA